Ficedula albicollis (Collared flycatcher) is the source of this 930-nucleotide messenger RNA. It is a transcript of the gene SHOX2, whose product is annotated as short stature homeobox 2. The transcript has 8 exons. NCBI's taxonomy places the organism in Eukaryota, Metazoa, Chordata, Aves, Passeriformes, Muscicapidae. The record is from RefSeq and is a predicted model, not a curated record. Gene Ontology annotation, molecular function: DNA-binding transcription factor activity, RNA polymerase II-specific; sequence-specific double-stranded DNA binding. Gene Ontology annotation, cellular component: nucleus. Bases 1 to 930 code for a protein of 309 amino acids. Gene Ontology annotation, biological process: regulation of transcription by RNA polymerase II.
AUGCCCCCGGCAUCGAAAAUGCCCCGCGGGAGCGGCUACGGGCGCGGGGGGACCGGGACUCGCUGCCUGUCGCGACAGGCUCUGAAUGAACGCCGAUACCACCCCCGGUACCGAACCUGCCCCGGCCCCGGCCCCGCCGCUCUGACUGCUGUGUCGUGCCCAGUGUCCCCAGAGCUGAAGGAGCGCAAGGAGGAUGCGAAAGCGAUGGAAGACGAAGGGCAGACGAAAAUCAAGCAGAGGAGGAGCCGGACGAAUUUCACCCUGGAGCAGCUGAACGAGCUGGAAAGGCUUUUCGACGAGACCCACUACCCGGACGCGUUCAUGCGGGAGGAGCUGAGCCAGCGGCUGGGGCUCUCCGAGGCCAGGGUGCAGGUUUGGUUCCAGAACCGCCGGUCCAAGUGUCGGAAGCAGGAGAACCCUCCCUCCCCAGGGGUGCUCAUCGGAGCCGCCACGCAGUUCGAAGCCUGCCGGGUGGCUCCUUACGUGAACGUGGGUGCUCUGAGGAUGCCCUUCCAGCAGGUGCAGGCGCAGCUGCAGCUGGACAGCGCCGUGGCCCACGCUCACCAUCACCUGCACCCGCACCUGGCCCACGCCCCCUACAUGAUGUUCCCCGCGCCCCCCUUUGGGCUACCGCUGGCCACCCUGGCCGAGUCCGCCUCCGCCGCCUCCGUGGUGGUGCUCUACAGGCACCUAACUCUGGAGCUCUAUAGCUCCUGCUCUCAGCUCUUAGGCUCUUACUGGUCAGAACGGUCUCAGAGCUUUGGCCCUGGGGCCGCUGCUCAGCCCCCGGAGCUGAGGGAGAGCAGCCACAAACCCGCCAUUUUCCUGGGAGUUGGGCCUGCAGGCCUCAGCAUGUUCUGCUUGUCGAGAGAGGGACUCAACGCUGGCACACCUCAAACUUCACCCACCCUGGGGGCCAUCAUCCCCUGA